AAUGACCCAGCAAAUGCAUAACUUGGGCCUCCUGCAGAGCAAAAAGCACAGCAUGCCCUCGUCGCCCAGCGCUGCCAAGCGGCUCUACCGGAACCUGUCGGAGAAGCUGAAGGGCAGCCACACGUCCUUUGACGAGGCCUACUUCAGAUCCCGCUGGGACCGCCUCAGCCUCCGCAAGGCCUCCACGAAUUUCCAGUGCAAUGAAGCUAUGUUUGAGGCUGUAGAGCAGCAGGACCUGGAUGCUGUUCAGAUUCUUCUUUAUCAAUACACCCUGGAGGAGCUGGACCUGAACACACCAAACAGCGAGGGACUCACUCCUUUGGAUAUUGCCAUUUUGACAAACAACGUCCCCAUUGCCAGGACCCUUCUGCACGUUGGGGCAAAGGAAAGCCCACACUUUGUGACUGUGGAGAGCAGGUCUGUGCACCUGAGCACGCUGGUACAGGAGGCCCAGCAGAGAGUGACGGAAUUAUCGGCGCAAGCAGCGAGCGAAGGGCCGGGCACGGAGAGCGCCGAGAGGGAGAAGCAGCUCAGGGGCUGGGAGUGGAGGGCCAGGCUCUACCAGCGCAUGAAGGCUGGCUACGAGCAUGCCCGAGCCCCCGAGGCGCCAACCAAUGUCUGUCUCAUGGUAACGAGCAGCACAUCACUCACUGUCACCUUCCAAGAACCCCUCAGUGUCAACUCAGCUGUCGUGACCAAGUAUAAAGUGGAAUGGAGCUCUUCAGAAGACUUUUCUCCUUUGGCUGGUGAAAUAGUUAUGGAUAAUCUUCACUCUUUGAGGUGCUCCAUCACAGGUCUCAGGACGGGCCAGAGAUAUUAUGUCCGUGUCUCAGCAUACAACAUGAGAGGAUGGGGACCUCCAUGCAAAUCUACUCCUGAAUAUGCUUCUCCUUCAAACUGGAAAGACUGCAGUGGAAGGGAGCCACGGCAGAGGGGACACACGGAGGCCCUGGAAGGCCUCCUCCAGCAGGUCCAAGCAGCCCACCAGCACCACAACUGCAGAGAAAGUUCUAAAAUACAAAACGCUGGUCGCAAGCAAUCGGUUUCCAGAAGCCUGAAGCACCUUUUCCAUUCAUCAACCAAGUUUGUGAAGACUCUGAAACGGGGACUCUACUUAUCUGUUAUACUUUUUUACAAAGACAAUUUGUUAGUAACCAAUGAAGAUCAAAUCCCAAUUGUGGAAAUCGAUGACUCUCACAGUAGUUCAGUUAUGCAGGAUUUCCUGUGGUUCACAAAGUUGUCUUGCAUGUGGGAUGACAUCAGGUGGCUGAGGCAGAACAUGGCUGUGUCUGUGUCCUCAUCCACAGCACUCCAGGCCAGGCAGAAGAUGCUUUCAGCAGCAGCACAGCUACAGAAUUUGCUGGGAACUCACAAUUUAGGCAGAGUUUUUUACGAGCCAAUCAAGGACCGACAUGGCAAUAUGCUGAUAGUUACUGUAAGAGAAGUGGAGAGUCUGUACUCAUUUUUUAAUGGCAAGUGGAUGCAGGUAUCCAAACUACAAAGCCAGAGGAAAUCCCUCUCAACUCCAGAGGAGCCAACAGCAUUAGACAUCUUGCUUAUAACAAUCCAGGACAUACUUUCCUAUCACAAACGAAGUCAGCAGCGCCUCCCUCCCGGUUUGUAUCUGGGUUACCUUAAACUCUGCAGCUCUGUGGAUCAGAUCAAAGUGCUCGUGCUGCAGAGGCUGCCCAAUGUCCUGUGUCACGUCAAAAUCCGAGACAACAGCAACGUCUCCAAAGAUGAGUGGGAAUGGAUCCAAACACUUUCUGGCUCAGAAUCUGUGGAAAGUAUGGAUCAUACUUCAGACUGCCCUACUCAAUUGUUCUUGUAUGAGCUCCAGACAGCAGUGAAAGCUCUCCUCAAACAGAUCAAUCUACCUCUGCAUCAGGCUAAGCACUUCCGUCUGUACACACAGAAGGUGUUGGAACUGGGUCACAAUGUCUCCUUUCUUCUCCUGCUCCCCGCCUCAGACGACGUCUGCACUGCCCCAGGACAGAAUAAUCCUUACACCCCACACUCAGGAUUUCUUAACCUCCCUCUUCAGAUGUUUGAACUUGCUCAUUUUUGCUGUUACAAGGAAAAAUUUAUAAGCCUGUAUUGCCGCCUUUCUGCUGUCAUAGAGCUGGACUCUCUGAAAACCCAGCAGUCCCUGAGGGAAGCAAUUUCAGACAGUGAAGUCGCUGCAGCCAAACAAAGACACCAGCAAGUUGUAGACUACAUACAGCAAAUUGAUGAAAUCUGGAGGGACAUGAGAUGGAUCACAGAAGCACUGCAGUAUGCAAGAUACAAGCAGCCAGCAGCAGGCCUCCCCAUAAAGAAAUUUGUGGAUCUUUCAGAAGAACACUCUCAAAAGAAAAUGAGCUCCACCUCUUCACAUCUAGAUUGUCUUCCUUCACCUCCCCCUUCUCCUGAGCCUAGAAUCCAGAGGAGAAAAGCUGUGAGUGACUCCCAGCCCUGCUCAGAUGAAGAAGGCUGCUCCGAGGUGUUCCUCCCAACCGACAGCGACUAUGACUCCAGCGAUGCCUUGAGCCCAAGGGAAUUAGACCUGAUUUACUCCUCAUCCCAGGACAUCUCCCAGCAGGCUGGCAGUGGCCUGGGUGGCAGUGCACCCAACGUGCUCCAAGCCCAUGACAUGAAGCCCUGCUUGGCGCUGAGGGAAGGCCUGACAGAAUGUGGUGCCCUGGACACCAGUGCUGACCGUUGCACAGAGCAGAUGAGCAGUCUGACAAUGUCAGGGUUUACACUGAAAAGCACGGACAAGUCCUCCAGCUCCAAGCAGCCACUGGGCUUUUUAGGGAAAAAGAAGUUGGGGAAACACCAGCAUUACAACUACUUCAGCCGGCAGCACCGCUGGCUGCGCGUGCACAGCGAGACGCAGGCGGGCUCUCUGUCAGAAGGUGUCUACACCCAGCACCUCAUGAGAUCUCCAGAUCUGUCUCAAGAACCUACCUCCAGCGAGCAGGUGAUGACUCCCAUCGAUGGGUCUCGGAGCACUUUGGUACCUCAUGCAUCCAGCCUUCCAGAGGAUGGCAAAGGCAAGUAUGAGGAACCAAGGCAGGACGUCCACAGGAUACAUGUGGAGCCUUAUGAAACAACAUUUCUGGAUGGAGAGGGUGGGUCCUGGGCGAUGAGCACGGAGUCUGUAGAACACACAGAUGUGCACAGUGCUAUGCAACAGAUCACGGGGCCAGAGGAACAGCCAGGUUCUGCUGUCCCAGAAGUUUUCAGCAGCACCCUUUAACCCCAGAAUCCUGCACUGCUUCCCACCACUCCACAUGAGGUAUGAGCAUUGUGAUCAUAAAGGCCAUACUUUCAACACCACUGGUAAAAUUCCAGCUCCUGAAAUGGCAACU
Messenger RNA from Haemorhous mexicanus (house finch), 3353 nucleotides. It is a transcript of the gene ANKFN1, whose product is annotated as ankyrin repeat and fibronectin type III domain containing 1. Lineage: Eukaryota; Metazoa; Chordata; Aves; Passeriformes; Fringillidae. Gene Ontology annotation, biological process: regulation of establishment of bipolar cell polarity; establishment of mitotic spindle orientation. The coding region runs from base 2 to 3241 and encodes 1079 amino acids. The transcript has 17 exons. Gene Ontology annotation, molecular function: protein binding. The record is from RefSeq and is a predicted model, not a curated record. Gene Ontology annotation, cellular component: spindle.